UAAAAUAUUUAAAUAUUAAAAGACCGCCAACAACUAUGGAUUUUGAUGAGAAUAUUGCCGAGCUUGAGAAAAAUACUCAGCUUCAUGGAAGCCAAGAUGAGAUUGGAUUCGGACUGAACUCCCAAGAGUUAAGAGAACUCGAACAUAAAUCUGAUGCAGUGAUAUUUGCAAUUGAUUGCAGAAGUUCGAUGUUUGUACCAAAUGAUUACAAUGAUUCUGGCCUUUGUAAUUUUUCAACAGUAAUUAAAGCUGCAACUGGAUUCUUAAAAUCAAAAAUAGUAUCAAGUAACUCAGACCAAACAGGAAUCAUUCUUUAUAAUUGAAGCAAGAGCCUCAAUUCAAUGAACUUUGAAAGUGUCUAUGUUCUCAAUGCUCUAGACAGACCAAAUGCUGAGAACAUUAAAUCCUUAGAGAGUCUUAUAGACACUGAAAAUAUAAGAUUUAGUCCGAGCGAUGAGGAAACACACCUCUCAGAAUUAUUAUGGACAUGAGAUGAACAAUUUACAACACUCAAGGAAAUUGGGAGUCCAGAUGGUAACUCCCAACCAACCCAAACAGAGAUAAGCUCUUACUCAAAAAGGAUCUUUCUUUUCACUAACGAAGAAAAUCCAAUGUCUAAUAGCCCCAGAGGUCAGGAAGAAUCAAUAGAAAGGGCACAGAAAUUAGUAGGAAAUGGCAUUGAAAUUGAAUUAUUCCCAAUGAGCCAUCCCCAAGAAGACAAAACAAAGUUUGACGUUGAUAUAUUCUUCUCAAAUAUUCUUAAAAUUGACGACAAUGAUUUUGAAAGUGCUUAUCUUCGUAUCCAAGAUCUCAGUAAGAGAAUUAGACUAAAAGAGUUCAAAAAGAGAGUACUUGGAAAAUGAAUGUUCUCAGUGGCAGGAUCAAUGAAUGUGGGGCUUAAAUUCUACACCCUCACUAAGAAAACUACGAAACCUUCUGCUAAGUUUAUCAAAAAAGCCACAGGCAAAGAGCUUAAAUCCUUAACGAGGUACAUUUGUAAAGAAUCAGGAAAUACUUUAUAUCGAAGCCAGAUAGGGACACAUUAUCCUUUAAAGAACAAAAAGGUUAUCAUCACUGAAAAAGAUAUGAAGAAAAUAAAGCAUUUUGAAGAACCUGGGAUGAAACUUAUCGGAUUUAAGUCCAGAUAUAGUAUUCAUAUAUACCAAAAUGUUCGUCCUCCUUAUUUCAUAUACCCAGAUGAGAAUACCAUCAAAGGGUCAUCCCAAAUGUUUCAUGCCAUGAUUGAGUCCCUUGUUAAGAAGGAUAAGGUAGCCUAUGUUAGAUUCAUACCUCGAGAAGGAGCUAUGGUCAGAUUUUGAUAUCUUAUUCCUCAAAAAGAACAAGGAGUUAAAGAAGGCUCAGAGGAAUAUUUGCCUCCUGGGUUCCAUCUAAUAUUUGCUCCAUAUGCAGAAGAUAUUCGAGAAAUUGAAAAUGAGCUUUCCCAUGACCAAAAUUUGAAAGAGCCUUGCAAGAGCGAAACCAAAAUAGCCAAAAUUUUUGUUAAAAACAUGACUAUUGACUUUAACUCAAGGAAUUUUGAAAACCCAUCAAUUCAAAAAUUUUACUCUGGCCUCCAAUCAAUCGCUCUUGAUCAAAAAGAUCCAGAACAAAUUCAGGAUAGCCUCGAGCCAGACCAAGAAGGCAUGAAAGCAAUGGAGCAAGUGUUUCAAAAUAUGAAGGAAGAAUUUGAGCUUGGCAAGAUUCAAAAGAAAGUUCCUGCUGCUCCUAAGGCAAAAAGAAAGAGAAAAGAUGAUAUUGAUGCAGAUACAAAUAAGUCAGACAAUAACAGUGAUGUAGACCAACCUCAACAGAAAUAAAGUUAAAAAGAGUGACAAAGAAUACAGGACAAUUGAGGUUCCCAAAGUUUACACUGAUAAGCAACUCUCUGAUAUGAUCAAGAAAAACGAGAUGAUUGAUCUAAGCGUAAUGAUACUGCGCCAGGCCUGUGACCAACGUCAUAUUUCUUAUAAAAAGAAAGAUACAAAAAGAGCUCUCAUUAAAGCUCUGACAAAGUUUAUUAAAGACACAAGCUAA
Moneuplotes crassus is the source of this 2034-nucleotide messenger RNA. The record is from the annotation of a GenBank genome assembly. NCBI's taxonomy places the organism in Eukaryota, Ciliophora, Spirotrichea, Euplotida, Euplotidae.